Symbiodinium natans is the source of this 1431-nucleotide messenger RNA. The record is from the annotation of a GenBank genome assembly. NCBI's taxonomy places the organism in Eukaryota, Dinophyceae, Suessiales, Symbiodiniaceae.
AUGGACAAGCGGCUCGAAGACGUUUCAUCGCUGGAGAUUUCUGGAAGCCGACAAGCAUGUCUGAACCGUAGCUUCAGUUUCGAACCAGGGGACUCAGGGGACGGUGUCUUCAAAGAUCGUGCUUCCGCGUCUCGUUGGUUGUACUAUGGCAGUGAUGGACGCUGGCAUUUUGGUAGCACGAUCAGCAAGAACACAGGGCAACUGGCCACUGUGCUGCGCAGCUCCCUGUGCGACACAAGCAGUCCUCCAGACAACGCCUGGGAAGAGCGAGUGUUGCUCUUUGGCCGGUUCUUUGGCUUUCAGCCCUCUUCCGCAAAGGUAAGAUGUGAGUUCUGGGAGGAUUGCCGUGCUGCUUGGAACACUGCCAAGACUUCGGGUGCCUGCAAUGCCUUGCAGAUUCUGGAUUGCGAGAUCGCUGAGAUCAAUGCGAUGUAUGAUCAGAUCAUGAGUGGUUCGGAAGAUGGGGAAGCGCCCAAGUUUCGCCAGAGAGGGAGGGACGCAUGGCUUUACUACGCAUCGGAUGGUCGGUGGCAUUUCGGGUUCGGUCGAGCUGCCGCAAGAAGUCUACCAGGAAAUCGGCUACGCAGCCAAGAGUGCCAGCCGGGCACGCUUCCUGUCGACGUUCGAAACUGGGAGGUUCGUGGCAAAGGGGCAGGUUGUGAGCGGUGUUCGUUUCUUCCUUCACGUACGAGGUUGCUUCGUGACGCUUCCGAUGCUUGGUCUUGGCGGAACGACGUUUGGUCUGUAUCAGCAGCCGUUGAGAUCAGGGGAGCAAGAUGCAGCGAUUCAAACGGCUGCUAUGAGCUUCAGCAUGCCAGGAGCGAAGGUUCCCCAGUUUUCAAGCACCGCACAUUGCAGCACUGGCUGUAUUUUGCAAGCGAUGGCAGAUGGUAUGUGGGUGGGGAUGCAGAUGACAUGUGUCUUUGGGCAUCGCGCGGCUCGCUUCGAAGCUGUGAAUGUGCACCUGGAACACUUCCGGCAGAUGUUGAUGCCUGGGAAGAGGAGUCGCCCCUGUACAACGGAUAUGUGCGAGCGAAAGCUUGCAUUGUGACUUCAAUCCCUGGUCCUGAUUUGAAAAUUUUCAAGGAUGCUGUGCUGAGCGCACCGCCUGCCGUGCAAGUGACCGGUGCUGCAGCGACUGACUGGAAUGGAAGAUACACUUUGCAGGUGCAUGGCUCGUGUCCUACAAGGCUUCCUUCAUUCUGGAAAGCGGACCUUGAUGUUUGGCUUUAUCAGUGCGACGAUGGCAGAUGGUAUGUCGGACACAAGAAGCACAAAGAGAAACGUUGCCCAGGGCGAGGGCUACGCAGCUCAGCCUGUAGAACCGGAGAGCUUCCAUGCUUGGCCUCCUGGGAUGAGCAUCGAUGGUGCUACGCCAGGUCCAUCUUCGAGCCCGCCGUGUGUGUCAAGGUUCUGGUGGAAGAGGGAUGA